Messenger RNA from Tribolium castaneum (red flour beetle), 1255 nucleotides. RefSeq names its product serpin peptidase inhibitor 31. The record is from RefSeq and is a predicted model, not a curated record. Lineage: Eukaryota; Metazoa; Arthropoda; Insecta; Coleoptera; Tenebrionidae. Gene Ontology annotation, molecular function: serine-type endopeptidase inhibitor activity. The transcript has 4 exons. Bases 63 to 1211 code for a protein of 382 amino acids.
CAAAUUUUUGUUUUUGUGACCCGGCCGUGACCACGGAUAAGUAAAUUAGUUGCAAAGUUACAAUGAAGCUCGCUGCGGUUCUCUCACUCGUGAUUUUGACCCAAGGAGAAGAGUUUUCGCAAGCUAAUUAUUUGUUCACUUCUGAUGUUUACAAAGAGUGUGUUAAAAAUGAGGGCGGUAAUUUACUAGUGAGUCCCCUUUCCGUGGAAAUAGUCCUAGCAUUGGCCCAGUGUGGUGCCAGAGAUGAGACAGCACGAGAAAUCCAAACCGCUUUACAUUUGGCCAGUUCUGACCAAAAAACUGCUUUCAAAAGUGUUAUUUCGGGCCUUAAGGGGGGCGAACACUACUCGCUUCACACAGCCAACAAGAUUUAUCUUCACGAUAAUUUCUCGAUUAGGGACGAUUUUAAGACAAUUGCUACAGAAAUGUUCCAAUCAGAGGUUGAAAAUAUAGAUUUUUCGAAAACUGAGGCAGCUGGGAUUAUAAAUAAGUGGGUCGAGGACCAAACGAACCAAAAAAUAAAAAACUUGGUGCGUCCCGAAAGUCUCCAAAACAGCCCUUCUGUCCUGGUCAAUGCGCUUUAUUUCAAGGCGCGUUGGGCCUCUAAAAACUUCCUUAAAUACCCCUACUUAACUAAGAUUUUUUCCAAAACGGCCACUGACCAGAUUGAAAGUGAAUUCAUGAUAGAUAUAGGCGGUUCUUAUCAACUGCACGAAGAUAAAGAACUGGGCGCUCGGUUCCUGAAAGCUCCGUUUAAAGGACAAGACGCCCAUAUGGUUUUCGUGCUACCAGACGCUGUGGACGGGCUUGGAAGACUUGAGGAACAAGCGGAUAAAAUUUUCAGGGAACAUUCGUUCCAGCCGGUUAUUAUAAACGUGGAGUUACCACGGUUCAAAAUUGAGAGUACCGUUAAUUUCAAGUCGAUAUUGCAAAAGUUAGGUGUUCGGAAAGCUUUUAUGAACGGCGAGGCCGAUUUUAGCGGAAUUGCUGGAAAAAAGGGGGAGCUUGUCGUGGGGCAGGUUACACAAAAGAGUUACAUUGAUGUUAACAAGGAUGGGGUGGAAGCAGCAGCUGCCACGAAUUUAGUGUUUACGCUGUCUGGGCCGCCACGAACUACGAAAGAAUUUAAAGCAAAUCAUCCAUUUUUGUUUUACAUUCAAGCCAAAGGCGUGGUGCUGUUUGCAGGAAGAGUUGUUGAUCCGAAAUAUUAAACACUGUAGUUUGGUUUCAAUAAAAGAUUGAACAGGAAAUAUAA